UUUGCCAAGUGCGCAACAGUUUCUUCUUCCCUUCACGGAUCUAAACAACGAAUGCGCCGCAGUAAUCUUUUAUCCAAUGUAUUUUCAUACAUAUUUCCUAUAAACCCGGCAAGAAAAAAUUCAGUUUUUUUUUUCUCCGUAAAUCUCCAUUGAUACAACCUUCUUUUAUCUUCUCCUUCUUCAGUUUAUGUUGCCUUAACCGUUUUAGGCAGAAAUAUUACUUACAAGAACAAGAAAGCUUUGUCUUUUACCUCUUGUACAAACAAGUUUGUUUUUCCAGGAAGGUAAAGACAGAAUAGUAUCUUCACACUCCCAUGGCUACCAUAAACGAGAUUGGAGUAGCAGCAGCAAUAAAUAUAGUCACAUCAAUUGCUUUCUUGAUAGCUUUUGCAAUACUCAGGAUUCAACCAGUAAACGACAGAGUCUACUUCCCUAAGUGGUACCUCAAGGGCCUAAGAACUAGCUCUAUACAAACCGGUGGCUUUGGAAGCAAGUUCAUCAACUUGGACUUCAGGUCCUAUGUUCGAUUCCUCAACUGGAUGCCUGAAGCACUUAAAAUGCCUGAACCAGAGCUCGUUGAUCACGCAGGACUUGAUUCUGUUGUCUACUUGAGGAUCUACUUACUCGGGCUCACGAUCUUUUUCCCCAUAGCUUGCGUUGCUUUUACCACAAUGGUGCCUGUUAAUUGGACAAACAAGGGAUUGGAUGGGUUGAAGCACUCUAAUAUAAGUUAUAGUGAUAUUAUAAGUUAUAGUGAUAUUGAUAAGCUCUCUUUGUCAAAUAUACCAAAUGGAUCAGACAGAUUUUGGGUGCAUUUGUGUAUGGCUUAUGCAAUCACCUUCUGGACGUGCUUUAUGCUGAAAAGAGAGUAUCAGAAUAUAGCUUUGAUGAGGCUACAGUUUCUUGCAAAUGACGAAAGGAGACCCAACCAGUUCACUGUGCUGGUGAGAAACAUUCCUGUAGAUCCUCAUGAAUCAAUAUGUGAACUUGUUGAGCAUUUCUUUAAGGUCAACCAUCCAGAUCAUUACCUCACUUUCCAGGCAGUCCAUGACGCAACCAAACUCUCUGAAUUGGUUCAGACAAGGAAACAAAUGCAGAAUCUGCUUGAUUACAAUAUUAACAAACACAUGAGAACUCUAACUAAAAGACCAGUAAUAAAGAUGGGUUUUCUUGGCUGUUGCGGUGAAGAAGUUGAUGGAAUCAAGUACUACACGUCAAUGGUCGAGAGUCUAACAAGAGAAAUAACUGAGGAGAAACAUAGGUUAAGGACCGGGACAAAGUCGAUAGUCCCUGCAGCUUUUGUCUCUUUCAAGAGUCGUUGGGGAGCAGCGGUUUGUGCUCAAACUCAACAGUCAAGAGAUCCAACAGAGUGGCUAACCGAGUGGGCUGCAGAGCCAUGUGACAUCUACUAUGAUAAUCUGGCAUUGCCAUAUGUCGACCUUAAGAUAAGGAGGAUAAUAGUCGCCGUGGCAUACUUCUUCCUCACCUUCUUCUUCAUGAUCCCAAUAGCAUUUGUACAGUCACUCGCCAACAUUGAAGGGAUAGAGAAGAAUUUUCCAUUCUUGAAGCCCCUUAUAGAAGUGAAGUUUUUCAAGUCUAUCAUUCAAGGCUUCCUUCCAGGGAUUGCCUUGAAGAUCUUUCUCAUGUUGCUCCCAAGAAUAUUGAUGCAAAUGUCGAAAUUUGAAGGUUUUAUCAGCACAUCCUCAUUAGAAAGAAGAGCCGCAAGUAGAUUCUAUAUGUUCCAAUUCAUCAAUGUUUUCCUUGGAAGCAUUGUCACCGGGACUGCGUUUCAGCAGCUCAACAGCUUCCUUAACCAGUCUGCAAACGAUAUUGCAAAGACAAUUGGCGUCUCGAUUCCAAUAAAAGCGACCUUCUUUGUAACAUACAUAAUGGUGGAUGGAUGGGCAGGUGUUGCUGGGGAGAUACUGAGGUUGAAGCCGCUCAUAAUCUAUCAUCUAAAGAACUCUUUCCUGGUUAGAACAGAGAAAGAUAGGGAAGAAGCAACUGAUCCUGGAACCAUAGGAUUCAACACUGGUGAGCCUCAAAUACAACUCUACUUCCUUCUUGGUCUUGUUUAUGCAGCAGUUAGCCCUAUCCUUCUUCCCUUUAUCAUCCUCUUCUUUGCCCUGGCUUACGUCGUGUACCGUCAUCAGGUUAUAAACGUGUACAACCAAAAGUAUGAGAGCGCAGGGAAGUUCUGGCCUGACGUUCACAGGCGUGUGGUGACCGCACUGAUAGUUUCGCAGCUGCUCUUGAUGGGUCUACUAAGCACGAAAGGAGCUCAUAAGUCUACUCCUUUGCUUCUUGUGCUUCCAGUUCUAACCAUCGGUUUCCACAUUCACUGCAAAUGCCGUUACCAAUCUGCCUUUGUCACAUACUCUUUAAAGGAAGCCACGAUCAAAGAUACACUGGAGCGCACGCGUGAGCCAAACCUAAACCUCAAGGCUUUCUUUAGAAAUGCGUACGCCCAUCCAGAGUUCAGAGUUGGAGAAAAUCUGGAUCUAGAGAUGGCCAUGGAGAAGCCUGAUAAGCUGCCAGAGCUAGUGGCCACUAAGCGUGGCUCAUGGAGGAACACUUCUUUGCCUAGCAAACAUAUCUGACCUUAUUCACCCUGCUGCUGGCUUUUCAACCUUUAACUGUGAUUCUUUUAUGUUCUUGUACAUAUGAACAAUUGUAUUAAAUGCAAGGAGAAAAUACUAUUGAAGAACCA
Messenger RNA from Brassica oleracea var. oleracea, 2710 nucleotides. Its product is annotated as CSC1-like protein At4g15430. Bases 315 to 2600 code for a protein of 761 amino acids. Gene Ontology annotation, molecular function: calcium-activated cation channel activity. Gene Ontology annotation, cellular component: plasma membrane. Lineage: Eukaryota; Viridiplantae; Streptophyta; Magnoliopsida; Brassicales; Brassicaceae. The record is from RefSeq and is a predicted model, not a curated record. The transcript has 12 exons.